Vigna umbellata (rice bean) is the source of this 1159-nucleotide messenger RNA. Lineage: Eukaryota; Viridiplantae; Streptophyta; Magnoliopsida; Fabales; Fabaceae. The record is from RefSeq and is a predicted model, not a curated record.
AUGGCUCCUAGACUUCCUCCUCCCCCUCAACCAAACGAGCCGGAUACGUCCAACAAUUCUAGGUUGUUGGAGUCGGUUAUUGAACGCCUGCAACAACAAAAUACUACACUUAUGGAGCAGAAUGCAGCUGCUCUAAGAAGUCUUGAGGCCGCAAGAGAAAACUCUGAAGCCACUCAGAGACAAUUAAUGGAACUCAUUGCUGCUACUAGAGGCACGCCAGGAGCGUCCUCUUCCAAUGCCGUUCACCAUACCGAGUGGAGUUUGGAGAGCUUUCUCCAACACCAUCCGUCCAAGUUUAGUGGGAAAGGUCUCCCUGAUGAGGCAGAUCAGUGGCUGCAGGAUAUGGAACGAAUUUACAAUGCUAAGAGAUGUCCAGAUGAGAAUCGAUUGGCUUUCACGAAGUAUUUGCUUACGGGAGAAGCAAGCCACUGGUGGGCGAGCGCUAAGGCUAUACUUACGGACGCUCACAGACCUAUUACUUGGGAGGUUUUCAGGAACAAAUUCUAUGAGGAGUACUUCCCUGAUAGCGUCCGUUUUGCUAAGGAAGUGGAGUUUCUUCAGCUAGUACAGGGAGGGAUGUCCGUUUCAGAGUAUACAAAUAAGUUCAAACACUUGGUGAGGUUCUAUACAAUGGCUACUAGUGAAGAGUGGCAGUGUAGGAAGUUUGAAAAUGGGCUGAGAAGUGAUCUCAAGGUGUUGAUCUCUAGCUUGUGCAUUCGGACGUUUCCAGCCAUAGUUGAGAGAGCUAAAGUGUUAGAGAAAAAUAUGGCUGAGGCGGAACAACAGAAGAAACAACAAGUAUCAAGAGGGCCAAUUCUGUCGAGAUCCAAUGUGAAUAGAAACAGGACCCCGUAUGCUCGUCCAGCUCAGUCAGGUGGUUCGCAAGCUAUGGUAGUUGCUGGACAAUCAAACCAACAGGGGCCGGUUAGAUGUUUCCAGUGUGGAGGACCUCAUUUCAGGUCAUCAUGCCCUCAAUUGGUAGGAGUAAAGUAUUGCACACGUUGUAGAAGACAUGGCCACCUGGAGAACGAGUGCAAUAUGGGUGGACGUGCAGUGAUGAGGCCACCCAACACUGGAAGAAAUCAGACUAGAGGUGGUGGACGAGCCCAAGCUGUCGGGCGUGUUUAUGCGAUCACUGGUGCAGAAGCAGCGAGCUCAG